This is a messenger RNA of Paramuricea clavata, 429 nucleotides long. Lineage: Eukaryota; Metazoa; Cnidaria; Anthozoa; Malacalcyonacea; Plexauridae. The record is from the annotation of a GenBank genome assembly.
AUGACAAACUCUGGUAAUGUGGCUAACUCUGACACAGCCCGAGGAGAAAUGAGCAGUUAUUCUGCUCUUGAUAAUAGCAGUCAGUACUAGUUAUGGAGGCAUUGACAUUCGGGCAUUAAUGAUAGCAAUGACAAUUAUAUCAAUCUUGAUGAUGGAAGUGGUGAUGACAGUGAUGGUUACAAUGGUAAUGGUAAUGAUGAUGGUGGUGACUGUGGUGAUAAUGGCAAUGGUAAUAAUGGUGAUGACAAUGGUGGUGAUGGAAGUAAUGGUUAUAAUCAUGAGAAUGAGAGUGAUGGUGGUAAUGGUGAUGACAAUGGUGGUGAUGGAAGUAAUGGUUAUAAUGAUGAGAAUGAGCGUGAUGGUGGUAAUGCUGAUGAUAAAAGCGAGGACAGCAUUGGUGGUAAUUAUGGUGAUGAUGCGUAUCCCUAA